This is a messenger RNA of Penicillium coprophilum, 1287 nucleotides long. RefSeq names its product ankyrin repeat domain-containing protein. NCBI's taxonomy places the organism in Eukaryota, Fungi, Ascomycota, Eurotiomycetes, Eurotiales, Aspergillaceae. The transcript has 3 exons. The record is from RefSeq and is a predicted model, not a curated record. Bases 1 to 1287 code for a protein of 428 amino acids. Gene Ontology annotation, molecular function: protein binding.
AUGAGUGGGCACGAAGCGAUAGUCUGUACUCUACUGGACAAAGAUGUUGAAGAAACGGCUAGAUAUACUGUUGGCGCGACCAAAGAAAAUUACAACUGGACGCCACGACAAUUCGCGGAAAUCAAUGGUCAUACGGGGUCAGUCAACAUCACUGAUACGAGCGACGACAAUGUCACCGACGCCAUGUCUAUUAUUGAGGAAUAUUGGAUAGCACUACACUGCAAAUCAACCAACAAGGAACGGGGAAUAGUGAAGCUCCUCGCCGACAACAGCAUUGAAGUGUAUUCUACUAGCAAGGAUGAGAAGUGGGCACCACUUUACAAGGGCAUCAACUUCAUGGCAAAUGACAGUCAGCCCCAGCCGCAUGGGCACGCCAGGUGCGGACAUGACCUUGAAACUGCGAUCAAGCGGCUACUUCAGAAAGACAGAAAUCCCAGGGCAGGUUUUCUUGAAAAUACCGCUAUCCUGGGCCACACUGAAGGGCCUAAAGACGGUCACGCGGCAGCUACUGAUCUCAGUGCCGGAUUUGGGUCCCCACAUAACGGGUCCCAUGGAGAACCUCGACCACUACACUUGGCUGCUCACAGUGGGCACGAGGAAGUUGUAAGCCUGCUGAUCGACGCGGGUGCUGAUAUAGAUGCUGGAUCCUGGUUGGAUAAGACGCCGCUGCACUGCGCUGUCAAGCACGGCCAGGAUACGAUUAUGUGGUCGUUACUCAACGCAGGCGCUAAUGUAAAGCUACUCGACGCGCACGCGAAGCUUGAGGCUUUCAACAAUCUUACUAGCGUCGUCGGAGGUAGAGUAGGAGCGACGUCGCUGCACCUUGCUGCUCUCGACGGGCACCCGGUAGUGGUACGGCAGCUGCUUGAAGCGGGCGCUGAAAUUGAAGCUAAAACAAGAGGAGUCAAUAGGGAGCAUACACCACUACAUCUCGCUGCCGAGAACAGACAUCAGGAGGUCGUCAGGCACCGACUGACCGCAAAGGCCAAUUUACAUGCGACUACCACAGGACGCGGGAUGCCGCUACAUUUAGCUGCAACUGGUGGAUAUGAAGCGGUCGUGCAACAACUACUCGAUGUGGGCGCCAAUCCACAUCUUGUAAACAAGAAUACUCAGACGCCAUAUAAUAUCGCUGUAAAAGCGCGAAAUUAUAACGAGGCGGUCGUCAACCUACUACUCAAUACAGGGCAACGGAAAACACCCCAGCAAACAAUGACUGAUUUGAAAAAAGGAGCAGUGCUACUUGAGGGAUCCAGACAUGAAGAACCCUCUCAAUCAGGGAUUUGA